Messenger RNA from Ruditapes philippinarum (Manila clam), 2436 nucleotides. RefSeq names its product synaptogenesis protein syg-2-like. Gene Ontology annotation, biological process: cell-cell adhesion. The coding region runs from base 283 to 1803 and encodes 506 amino acids. Gene Ontology annotation, cellular component: cell-cell junction. Lineage: Eukaryota; Metazoa; Mollusca; Bivalvia; Venerida; Veneridae. Gene Ontology annotation, molecular function: cell adhesion molecule binding. The record is from RefSeq and is a predicted model, not a curated record. The transcript is spliced from 8 exons.
GGUGAUUGGAACAAAUGGAAUGUACAUAACAAAUAUACUCCAUAUGUUGUUAGAGACACAGAUGGUACAUGUAUUGGCAAUGGAGCAUUUAGUAAUGGCACAAUUUUCAAAGUCAGUUGCCCUUCAAACACAUCUUUCACAGUUUCGAUAAUACGUGCGCAAUUAAGCGAUCACAAUGUUUCAUGGCAAUGCUUUGACCGUGAGAGGAUAAGCAACACUGUUACAAUUAUUGUCAACGUUCCCGCUGUUACUGUAGUCUUACGUUCAAAUGCAAGCAUUUACAUGAGAGAAUAUCAACCACAAUUAUCAACGUGUACUACCUCAGCAUGCCGGCCAACUCCAACAGUAAAAUGGUACAUACGUCAUUUCAAAGAAAACAUUACAGUGGACAUGACCGCGCACCACUCUAAACAAAGAUAUAAUCAGCACGACAAUGGUUUAGUGUCAUCUGAAAGCAUACUCGAAUUCCUCCCAAAUAGGACGAUUAACAACUGGACAUUAUUUUGUGAAGUUCGGACACAAAUGGAAUAUGCUGAUAUUUCAAGCAAAGAAAUCGUAUUAAAUGUGUCAUAUCCCCCGGAAAGUCCACCAUUCAUCCAUGGAUUCACUAACGACACGGUACCUCGAGUUGUUGAAUCAGAACCAAACACUCUGAGUUGCUCUGUUACCGGAGGAAAUCCAUUGGCUACUUUGACAUUGACCUGUUUCAACACACGUUCAACAACAUUGGUUAUAACAAACAGAACGGUUACGGCUACAAUUACUUGGAAGGCAAAACGAAACCAGAAUAAUUGCACGUGCGAGUCUAAUCAUAUCAUAAGUGGUAAAGAAAUCACAAAUGUCAAGUUUGAGGUUCUAUUUCCUCCGGAUAAAGUACACUUCACAAUAUCUGGACAAGAACCAGAAGGAGCAACUUAUGCGGUCAACAAUAAAGAAGAUGUAUCCCUGAUUUGUUUCACCGAGUCUAAUCCUAACCCAGACAUAAUCGUCACAAAUGCAAAAAAUGAAAGACUGGUAUUGUUGAAAAAUACGACUAUACUUCGCCAUACAUUACAGAAAGUGUCUUGUGUUGAUGCUGGAGAGUAUGAGUGUUCUGCAAGAAAUGAUGUAACAACUGGACACGAAGCAAAGUCCACACUGAUUCUUAUUGUCAAAUGUCUUCCAAAGCCGGCAACUGACAGCUUAAAAGAAAGCAUUAUAGCAGUUAUUCCGUACACCGACGUAACACUGCAAUUCAUAGCUAAGAAUUAUUUUGACGAACAGAACAAAACACAAUUCACAUGGUACAAACAGAACACGUCAUUACAUUAUGACAGCAGUAAAUAUAUGAUACUAUCUUAUGGAUUACAAUCCGUCUUAAUUAUCAGAAAUGUUACUCAAUCAGAUUAUGGACAAUACCGAGUUGUUGUGAGGAACUCAGUCGGGCAAUACAUCCAUUAUUUUGAAUUGCACAUGAGAGAACAAGAAUCUUCAGUGGAUUCCUCUACAAAUAUGGGAACAACAAUUGGUGUUGCUGUUGGUACAUUUGUAUUCACAAUACUUUGUAUUGUUUUGGCAUUUGUUGGUUACAAAUAUAUCAGGCGAAAACGUAAUCUUCAACAUCAACAUGGUGGGACCCCAGCUACAGGUAAUGCCCCUGAAAGUCAGACAACCCCAACCUAUGACUACAUUAACCCUAGUACUGAUAGCAAAAAUGUGUACCAAGAACUUGGUGAUACAAGUGAAGAGGGACAUGCGUACAUGGAAAUGCGGAGUGCUAAUACAGACGAUUCAACACUUAACUAUAUAAACAUGACAUUGUAGUAUUUAAACAUAGUGAAUUGUGUACAUAAUUAAUAUGAAAUUCAAGAGUAUUCUGUUUCAUGUUAACGUUUGAUUUUAUUCUAAUGUAUCAGUAGAACAUUAUGUAACUAUGUGAUUUUUGUGUGCGUCCUUAACCUUUUUCUAUCUAGUGUGCAUUAAAUAUAGACUAUGUUUUGUUUAAGUUGGAAACCAUUCAAGAGCUUAAUGACGUCUUUCUAUUAGUUGAAGAACAAUUCUUAUACAGAGAAAAAACUAUUUUAAUUUGUUGAAAUUCAUGAACAGUCUAAAAAUAUAUGAUGAAUAAAAUUCUGUUAAAUAUAUUAGGGACAAGUCUUGAAGUUAAGAUAUGUUUUCAGUGAUAUUCUGUAGAUAUUGUUUAAUAAGAUAUUGUUUCAAUUCCAUUUACAAAUUGCAUUAAAAAGAAAAAAAUACCACAUUUACAGUUCAAGUUUGCUUUUUCUCCAGUUCAUUUAGCAUGUUGGUAUUUUUAAGGAAGCUUUAUUACUAUUCAAUACAUCAUUUGCAAAUCAAUGAAAUUAAGCUUUAACUAAUAAAGAUAAUAUGCAAAAUAAACAAAAAUGGUGUUCGGUCGUUCGCAUAAAUGACAUCUGUUUACCAAAUUUCCAUUAUGUC